AUGCAUCUGCCUCUGGGUCCGAGACUCUUACCGCACCGCAUUUCGGUGCGGUCGUCACACAGCACUGCCCAUCCCCUCUUCCCGCCAAGACCAACUCAGAAAACAUACAAGAGAAUAUGGUACUUGCGCAGAGGCAUGGUCAACCAUCUAGGUCUUGUUGAACUGGACAAGAAACAGAGGCCAGGCAUCGUAUACAAUCCUCAAACAUAUAGCUUUAAGUUGACAGGCAAGGCCAAGUCUGUCCGUUCUGAAGCCGGGGCUGUGAGGGACCUUCUCACACAGCGGUGGCACACCUUCGACACUCCUCACCUCAAUAAUGACACCCAUCACCUCUUCGUCUACGAGUAUCAGUCCCGCUCUUUCAGCGAGGCCCGCAACCGCACGCAACCUCUGCGGGACCCGCGCAUGCGACAAAUAAAUGAUAUUAAGGCAUACCUCCGCAAGAUAUGCUUUACCUGGUCGAAGCGCACUUUUAACAUGAUCGGCUCUCCCGUUCUCGACCUGGGUAGUCUGCCUCCAACAACACCUGGUGGCCGAGGGUCUCAAUAUCCCAGCACAGCCCUCGAUCCGGCCGACACGCGCGUCUACGUCGAACUACUGAAAUCCAACUUGUCUUUGGUCUGGGUCGCCAUUAACGCGGAAUGGUCACACUAUGAACAGACUGUAAAUAAGCUCAUCCGCGCCAGGUGGAGUUCUCACCCGGAGACAUCCGCGGCAUCGUCAUCUCUGCCCACGCCAGACAACGACCUUUUCUCCGCCGUCAUAGCCUGUUUUUGCGACAUGUUUGGGCCCGCAGCAACCAGGGAGGAAGGCAGUCCUGCCGAGACGCUGUGGCGGCAUAUCCCAGAGAAGGGGAAGUUCUCGGUCGUAUUUGCCUUUCGUGAUCAGUACGUUUUCUUCACCUGGGUCGGCGGUAGAGACGGUGAACUGGUUGCGCAUCAUUCUGGCAACUGGAUUCCGACCAAGGACCCAGUGCUUCGCGUCUGGAGGAGAGCUUGCAAGCCCGACAAACGUCCAUGUCAGUCGAGUUCCCGAUUCGUGAGAGUCCGUUAUGAGUUCGACGGGCCUGAUGCCGAAGGGACAUUAGUUAAAGCGAUGACGGUCUAG
Molecule: messenger RNA, 1107 nt
Organism: Pseudomassariella vexata
Lineage: Eukaryota; Fungi; Ascomycota; Sordariomycetes; Amphisphaeriales; Pseudomassariaceae
Exons: 1
Coding region: 1-1107 (368 amino acids)
Source: RefSeq, a predicted model, not a curated record